AUGCAUUUUCAUUCCAUACUAAUUUUAUUCUUCCUCACAAUUCCCUCAUUGUUUUGCCAAUGGACAAGCGAUGAUUUAGCACUGUAUGAUCUUGUUGAAGAAAUCGGUGUCAACUUUUACGAGCGUUUUGAAAUCGAAAAAGAUGCGACAAAUUCACAAAUCAAAAAAGCCUAUCGAAAAUUGACUUUGGAAUGGCAUCCCGACCGAAAUUCUGCACCAGGAGCAACUGAAGAAUUUCGAAAAAUUGCUGGAAUUUAUGAAGUUUUGAAAAAUAAUGAGAUGCGCGAGAAAUAUAAUGAAGUUUUGGAAAAUGGAUUACCUUCUUGGAGACAACCUUUGUAUUAUUAUCGGUGAGAUAAUUAACUAAUUAGUAAAUGUUUAAUUUGUUAUAUUUUUAAGGCGAAUGCGAAAACUUGAAUGGUACGAAGGAUUGUUGGUUUUGUUGUUUAUUGCAACAAUUGCUCAUUAUUUGAUGAUGUGGGCUGCAUAUUUUGAGAAGACUUUGGUUUAUAAACAGGUAACCUUUUGGGGGGAAAAUGAGCGAAACAUCUGAGAUUUUCAUCAAAUUUUAAUGGCUCUUUUCUAUGAACCUUACUAUUUUCUAUUCCAAUUAUCAUUCCAGAAUGUAAAAAAAUCUCGAAAAUCUGCGAAAAAAGAAGAUCCAGCAGAAGCCGAUCGAUUAAUGCAUGAAGCUCUUCUCGAAUUUCGCCCACAAAUUCUCGAACUUUUACCAAUUCUUCUUUGUCGUGGAAUUGUUUGCCUUGUAAAAGAUCUUGGAAUCGUUAUCAAAAUUGCAAUGGAAAAUCGAAAAUCCGAAGAAAAUCCUGAUGAAAAUAACGAGAAUCCGGUGAUUGAAAGACGUGAAAAACGAGGAGAAAAACAGGUUGAAUAUAAAUUUGAAGUUGCGAGUGGUUUGAAAGCUGUUUCGACAAAUGAUCCGGAAAUGGAGAAAAAAUAUGCGAAGGAGAGUGAAGUUGUGGCACAAAGUAAGGCAAUUUUUGGGAUUUUUGAACAGGAAAAGAGAAAAAAUUAUUUUCACACUAAUUUUUUCACCAAAGGGUUCAGGAAUGUUGUAUGAAAAAUCCGGUUUUCAUGAUUUUUCAAAGUAAAGUUCUAAAUAUUUUGGAUUAAACAUAGCUUCUUUAGUUUUAAAAGUCAUCUAAAAAACCUAAUUUUAUCCCCAAAAUCUCAAAUUCCAGAACAAUCCGGAGCCGCUUGGUCGCCAGAUGAAUUGGCUCAUUUAGUCAGAUUGAGCACCGAAAAAUAUCCAGCCGGAACUCCAAAUCGAUGGGAACAAAUGGGACGAGUUUUGAAUAGAACACCUGAAGAUGUCAUUUCGAUGGCCGGAAAAAUGAAGCAAAUGAAACAAGAGGAUUAUACGAAACUUUUAAUGACUUCAAUUCAACAAAAUGUUCCGGGAACUGUGGGAAAUUCAGCUCAAAAUCAGAAUCAAAAUGAAAAUAAAAAUGAAGAAGAAUGGAGUCAAGAAGAGCAGAAAAAGUUUGAGGAAGCACUUCAAAAAUAUCCGAAAGGAACUGAUGAAAGGUAAGAAAACCACCACUUUUUUGCUGAAAAUCUGAGAUUAAUUUUAGAUGGGAUCGAAUAUCCGAGCAAAUUGGAACGAAAAAUAAGAAACAAGUAAUGCAACGAUUCAAAUAUCUUGCUGAAUUGGUCAAAGCGAAAAAAACUAAUAAUUAG
This is a messenger RNA of Caenorhabditis angaria, 1698 nucleotides long. The record is from the annotation of a GenBank genome assembly. Lineage: Eukaryota; Metazoa; Nematoda; Chromadorea; Rhabditida; Rhabditidae.